AUGGGUGUCCACGCCGUCGUCGCCAACACCCGCAACGAGCAGCAGCCGCUCCUCCAGCCAUACACCCCCCCACACCCCUCCGCCACUGCAGCAGACAUCUACCAGUCCUAUCCCUCCUAUGCCCAGGCUCUCAAGGACGGGGACAAGCAGAAUGGGGAGUCUAACGGGGCAGGACCGAGUAGAGUUACGCUCGAUACUAUAAGAAGGGACAGUUAUGGGACAGCGUCCGAGGGGUCUACGACUGGAGGAAGCUGGAAAGGGAAGGAGCCGGAGGAUGUAGAGAGAGGGCGGGAGAUGGACAUUUAUGACCCGGACGAGCCCUUCGAGCCUGUGAUCGAUGUGACCUGGAAAUACAUGUCAAGAUUGUAUCUCCUCGUGCCCGUCUUUUCCUUGAUAUGGUUUGGACUUCUUGUCCUUCUCGUCACUUUUGCCUGGUCAGUCUUGAAACCUUACCAACAGCAUAUACUCAUUCGCAGUAGGCCUCCGUCGGAAAAGGAAAGACGGGCAGGUCAGCAUUACCCCCUUCCCUUCCUCUUCAACCCCUUCCUAGUCGGCAUCUUUGCAUCUUGCACCGUUCAAACCUUGCGAGUGCCAAUCUAUGUCAUUGUCUCUUGGUUUGGCAUGUCAAUCACUUCCGUGGAGUAUCUGUCGCGAGUCGUCCACACAGUCCUCCACGAACUCCUCCGCCUCUCCUCCCUCCCCCUCUCACCAGCCUCCCCAACCUCAGGCUUCCACUCUUCAUACUACCUCGGCCUCGGCUGGGGUAUCGCCGAAGUUGCUUGGGGAACCGUACAAGGCUGGGAACAGCUCGCUCUGUAUCAAGAAGUCAUGCUGCCCUCUGCAUCAUCUGUCAACGAUAGGAUCUGGCUCGAGUCUUCUCAAGAGGAAGAAGAAGCCGCGAAGAGGGAUGGGAUGUUGAGUUCGGUAGAGGAGAGGGAUGAAGAUGAGAAUUCGCUGCUUGAGGAUGAAGAGAGUGAUAUUAGCAGCGAGGAUGAUGUGUUGGACGAAACCGAGUUGGGCAAAAAGGUAGAGAUACUGGAAAGGAUGAGGGAACGACGAGAAUUGGAAGAGGUCAUGGGUGUCGCCUUCCCUGCCAUUCCAUUCGCCCUCCACCUCCUCUGGCGCCUAGACACCCUCCUCCUCAACCUCGGCCUCACCCUCAUCCUCUCCUCCUUCUACUUCAACUCCACCCCCAUCUACCACCACUCCCUCUCCCCUUCCCCAAACACACUGUCCGCCUUGGGCGACCAUCCCAUGGUCCCAGAGAGAGAACCCAGUCAAUGGCUCUGGCUCGCCUGGGCAGCGGUGGUGCUGGUGCAUGUGGUUGUCAACCUCGUUUGGAGGGGCGUGGCCAAGUUUGGGAUUGGGGCGGUCACUUGGGGUGCGCUGAUUGUUGCGCUUGGGAGUGUGUUUGCCGGCCUUGGGUUCUGGGGCGGUCUUGUGUAA
Molecule: messenger RNA, 1446 nt
Organism: Cryptococcus wingfieldii CBS 7118
Lineage: Eukaryota; Fungi; Basidiomycota; Tremellomycetes; Tremellales; Cryptococcaceae
Exons: 4
Coding region: 1-1446 (481 amino acids)
Source: RefSeq, a predicted model, not a curated record